Messenger RNA from Gorilla gorilla gorilla (western lowland gorilla), 5200 nucleotides. It is a transcript of the gene PGBD1, whose product is annotated as piggyBac transposable element derived 1. Bases 2506 to 4935 code for a protein of 809 amino acids. The record is from RefSeq and is a predicted model, not a curated record. Lineage: Eukaryota; Metazoa; Chordata; Mammalia; Primates; Hominidae. The transcript has 8 exons. Gene Ontology annotation, molecular function: sequence-specific DNA binding. Gene Ontology annotation, cellular component: membrane.
GGUAUUCCUGUCCGGAGAAGACUUCUCGGUCUUCCAAUGUGAAAACAUCAGUGAACCCUCAUGUAGUGAUUGGGACUAGAUUCAGCUGCAUAUAAUUUAAAAACAAAAAGCAUGAGCGACUUCAUACAAGUUUAUUUCUCUCUCUAAUAGAAAAGGACUGGAGAUAAUUAGUCCAUCCUUGAUGGCUGCUGAAGCUCCAGUUAUCACAUGCAAAAUGUGGACAAAAGGCAGAGGAACAAAAAGAGGCUUAUCCCAGUUCAGUCACCUCCUUUUGAGCAACCUCUCCAAAAAUCACUUAGUCUCACUCUGUUGCCCAGGCUGGAGUGCUGUGGUAUGAUAUUGGCUCACUACAACCUUUGCUUCCUGGGUUUAAGCAAUUCUCCAGCCUCAGCCUUCUGAGUAGCUGGGACCACAGGCGCACACCACCAUGCCCGGCUAAUUUUUUGUAUUUUUAGUAGAGAUGGGGUUUCACUGUGUUGCCCAGGCUAGUCUCCAGCUCCUGAGCUCAAAGCGAUCCACCUGCCUCAGCCUCCCAAAGUGCUGGGAUCACAGGCUUGAGCCACCGUGUCUGGCCAGCUUCUUUUUAGCACUGAAUAAUAUUCCAUUGUCUGCAUAUACCACAGCAAAAGAAAUAUCUGUUAAAGGACUGUUAUCCAAAAUACAGAAAGAACUCUUAAAACUCAGAAAUAAGGAAACAACCCGAUUCAAACAUGAGCCAAAGACCUUGACAGACACCUCAUUAAAGAAGAUGUACAGAUGGAAAAUAAGCAUAUGAAAAGAUGCUCCACACCAUAUCCCAUCAGGGAAAUUGCAAAUUAAAACAACUGUGAGAUGCCACUACACAUCUAUUAGAAUGACCAAAAUCCAGAACACUGACACAUCAAAUUCUGGUAUGGAUGUGGAACAACAGGAGCUCUCAUUCAUUGCUGGUGGGAAUGCAAAAUGAUACAGCCACUUUGGAUGACAGUUUGGUAGUUUCGUACAAAAUUAAACAUACUCUUACCAUGUGAUCCAGCAAUCGCCCUCCUUAGUGUUUACCCAAAGGAGCUGAAAACCAGUGUCUACACAGAAGUUUGCACACAGAUGUUUAUAGCGGCUUUAUUCAUAAUUGCCAAAACUCAGUAGGUAAAUGAAUAAAUAAUGGGUCUGUUUUUUAAAGAGUUUUUUUAUAUUUUUACUAUUGAACAUCUUUUCACAUGUUAAUUUGUCACUUAUCUUGUGUGUAGUAAUGUUCAUAUCCUUUACUAAUUUUUCUACUAAAGUCUCCUUUUAAACAGAAGUGCCCUUAAAAAUCAAAUAGGGAACUUGCAUUUCAGCAUUUUAAAUGCACGUGUCCUUUGGCUGAUCAGGUCUAAUAUGUGGCAUUUAUCCUAGAAAUAUAUUCUUAAAAGAAUGUAAAGGUAUUGAAUGGUGUUCCCUCUAGCAUUGCUUUUAAAGAAAAAAUAUAACCUAAGUAUGCAUCAAUAGGAUAGUUAAGUAAAUUAUGGAACACCCAUACAAUAUUACUUAGCUGUUAAAGAAUAAGCUGAUCUGUGAAGAUCUCCAAGCUGUCUUAACCGAAAAGAGCUAAGGUGCAAAAUUACAUUAUGAUACCAUAAGUGUUUUAAAAUGUAUAAAUACUUAUUCACUAAACAAAAUGUUCAUUAAGUGCUACUGUGUGGCAGGUAGUGUCCUAGAUAAAUAUGAACAAAAUACAAUGGUUAACUCUAAAGAGGGGACACUUUUCGUUUUAUGGUCCUUUUGCAACUUGACUUUUUUAUUGUACAUAUAUUAUGUACACUUAAAGAAAAUAAUUUGUACAGCUUACUAUAAUGGUCUUUUUAUUGAUCUGUCUCUCCUACCAGCCAGUGAUGACUCCGAAGACAGACAUUUACCACUGUGUUGGUUUUCAAUCGAAAUGAUGUACAUAAAUUUGGGGUGUGCUUGCACCGUCCGAAUGGGCCUGGGGUCCGGCGGCGGAGAGCGACCUGGGCGGGGCGGGAGCUGGCAGCGGGGGUCCUCCCGGCUCACCAGAGAGACGAGCGGCCGUGCUCCUAGAGAGGCAGGGAACCCGCCAGACUCCGCCACUCCGCUGCGGGUGCGGCGCAGGGAGAAGCUUUUGUGCCCGCCCAGCUGCUGGAGGCGCCGGCAGCGCCCGCCAGACCCGCCAGCCCAGCGGCCCGGGCUCUGGGGAAACCGGCGCUCCCGACAGGGGAGCACCGGGCCUCUGAGCUCCCUUGGGAGCCUUUCACGAGGUCAGCUACGUCUUUGUUGUGCGCGUUCCUGAACUUUUGGUCCAUUAACCAACAAUUAGACACGCCGGUAUUCAGUGCCUGGCGCGGUGCUAGAUGCUGGGUGUAAUCUCAGAAAAAUACAUUCAGGGGCGCGCCUGAGGGUGCUGGCUGCUGGCAUCUCAGGUGCUUUACAUGCAUUCGUGAAGAAGCCCAUCAGUAUUUGUUGAAUACCAGAUCUCUAUUUCUGAAUAUAGACCCCAAGCUAAGUGAAGCUUUAGCCUCUAAGCUCAACAUGUAUGAAGCUUUGCCAGGCCCUGCUCCUGAAAAUGAAGAUGGCCUUGUGAAAGUGAAGGAGGAAGAUCCCACCUGGGAGCAGGUGUGCAACUCACAAGAGGGCAGCUCCCACACUCAGGAGAUUUGCCGCCUGCGCUUUCGGCACUUCUGCUACCAGGAGGCUCACGGACCCCAGGAAGCUCUGGCCCAACUCCGAGAACUUUGUCAUCAAUGGCUGAGACCGGAGAUGCACACCAAGGAACAGAUAAUGGAACUGCUGGUGCUGGAGCAGUUCCUGACCAUCCUGCCCAAGGAGCUCCAGCCCUGUGUGAAGAUAUAUCCUCUGGAGAGUGGAGAGGAGGCAGUGACAGUGCUGGAGAAUCUAGAGACAGGAAGUGGAGACACAGGACAACAGGCCUCUGUCUAUAUUCAGGGACAGGACAUGCACCCAAUGGUGGCAGAAUAUCAAGGAGUCUCUUUGGAGUGUCAGAGCCUCCAGCUCCUGCCUGGGAUAACCACCCUGAAGUGUGAACCUCCACAGCGUCCUCAAGGGAACCCCCAAGAAGUGAGUGGGCCUGUUCCCCACGGAUCAGCUCAUCUCCAGGAAAAAAACCCCAGAGACAAGGCUGUAGUGCCUGUGUUUAACCCAGUCAGGUCCCAGACAUUGGUGAAGACUGAGGAAGAAACAGCCCAGGCCGUUGCUGCAGAGAGGUGGUCACAUCUGAGUCUGACUCGGAGGAACCUCUGUGGGAACUCAGCUCAGGAGACAGUUAUGAGCCUCAGUCCGAUGACUGAAGAAAUUGUAACUAAAGAUAGAUUGUUUAAAGCAAAGCAAGAAACUUCUGAAGAAAUGGAACAAAGUGGAGAAGCCUCAGGAAAGCCCAACAGAGAGUGUGCACCCCAGAUUCCUUGUAGUACUCCUAUUGCUACUGAAAGGACAGUUGCACAUUUGAACACUCUAAAGGACCGUCACCCAGGUGAUUUGUGGGCCCGCAUGCACAUCUCAUCCUUGGAAUAUGCUGCAGGAGACAUUACCCGAAAAGGGAGAAAAAAAGACAAAGCUCGAGUGAGUGAACUGCUCCAAGGCCUCUCAUUCUCUGGUGACUCAGAUGUGGAAAAAGAUAAUGAGCCUGAGAUCCAGCCUGCUCAAAAGAAGUUAAAGGUAUCAUGUUUCCCAGAAAAGAGUUGGACCAAAAGAGACAUUAAACCCAAUUUUCCAAGCUGGUCAGCACUGGAUUCUGGACUUUUGAAUCUCAAGAGCGAAAAGUUGAACCCAGUAGAGCUUUUUGAAUUAUUUUUUGAUGAUGAAACAUUCAACUUAAUUGUCAAUGAAACCAAUAAUUAUGCUUCUCAGAAAAAUGUCAGCUUGGAAGUCACAGUUCAGGAAAUGAGGUGUGUGUUUGGUGUCUUACUUUUGAGUGGAUUUAUGAGGCAUCCUAGAAGGGAAAUGUAUUGGGAAAUCUCUGACACCGAUCAGAACCUGGUUAGAGAUGCAAUCAGAAGGGACAGAUUUGAAUUGAUUUUCUCAAACCUGCACUUUGCAGAUAAUGGCCACCUAGAUCAAAAAGAUAAGUUUACAAAGUUGAGACCUCUCAUAAAACAAAUGAAUAAAAAUUUCCUCUUGUAUGCUCCCCUGGAAGAAUACUAUUGCUUUGAUAAGUCAAUGUGUGAAUGCUUUGAUAGUGACCAAUUCCUGAAUGGAAAGCCUAUUAGAAUUGGCUAUAAAAUUUGGUGUGGUACAACCACACAGGGUUAUCUGGUUUGGUUUGAACCCUAUCAAGAAGAAUCAACUACGAAGGUAGAUGAGGAUCCUGAUCUUGGGUUAGGUGGAAAUCUAGUGAUGAACUUCGCUGAUGUUCUUUUAGAGAGAGGUCAGUAUCCCUAUCACCUGUGUUUUGAUAGCUUCUUUACAAGUGUCAAAUUGUUGUCAGCCUUGAAGAAGAAGGGGGUGAGGGCAACAGGAACAAUUCGUGAGAACAGGACCGAAAAAUGUCCCCUUAUGAAUGUAGAACAUAUGAAAAAAAUGAAGAGAGGGUAUUUUGAUUUCCGAGUAGAAGAAAACAAUGAGAUAAUUUUGUGUCGUUGGUAUGGGGAUGGCAUUAUCAGUCUGUGCUCCAAUGCUGUGGGCAUAGAACCAGUCAAUGAGGUAAGCUGUUGUGAUGCUGAUAACGAAGAAAUCCCUCAGAUAAGUCAACCAUCCAUAGUAAAAGUGUAUGAUGAAUGCAAGGAAGGUGUAGCUAAAAUGGAUCAAAUUAUUUCGAAAUACAGGGUGAGGAUAAGAAGCAAGAAAUGGUACUCAAUUUUGGUGAGCUACAUGAUUGAUGUAGCCAUGAACAAUGCAUGGCAACUACACAGAGCCUGUAACCCAGGUGCUUCUCUAGACCCCUUGGAUUUUCGGAGAUUUGUUGCACAUUUCUACUUGGAACACAAUGCUGAUCUGUCAGAUUAGGGUACAUAAAAUGGACAUAGUGCAGACAUUAAUAAGACAUAGAAAAAUAAUAAUUAUACAUGCUGUUGUACCCUCCCAAAGUAAAUCUGAUAUAUGUAAUGAAGUUAUUAAAUAAUACUUUUAAAAAUCAGACAUUUAUAUAGAGUUUCAAAGACUAUUGUAAGAAGUAAUGUUAAAAAUUGUCUGUGAAAAUCUUGAACUGUAGUACCUUUCUCUAUAUCAAAUUUUGUGUCAGACAUGGGAAAUCAUGUAUUUGUUCAAUUGA